AACAAACUCUCUCAGGAAGCAGAGAGUUUUGUUUGGUUAGGAAAACUGUCUCUUUUAUUAUUGUUAGGAAAAGGAUCAAAGGAAGUUCAAAUUAAAACAAGCCAUCCGACUUCCCGCACAAAUUCUUAUUAGGUGACUUGUUCUUUUUGAACUGGAAAGAACUGGAAACUUGACGAACCCUAAACCCAGAAAUUCACCACUCUCAUUCUUCUCAAACCCUAACAUUUCCUACUUUUUGGAUGCUCUGAAGCAGUUGGAUAACGCAAGGAUUCCCAACAAUGGCGUCAAAAGAGCCGGAGGAGAAGUGCAGUAACACCAAAACAGGAGAAGAAACAAUUGCUUUAGAGAAGAAACGUUCAAAAUCGAGGAGGGUGAGCUUCGCCGAAACCACGGCAAUUCACAUGUUCAUCAGGGACGAAGAGUGCGAGACGCCUUCGGAGAAUGUCCGGUUGCAUAGGAGUGAGAGUGACGAGAUAAGAGAGUUGCUUGCUUGUGGUGAUGAUGAUUCUGAUGCUGGUCACCUUGAUCACGGAACUGUUGUCGAUACCUCUUUCUUACGGCCUUUGGAAUCACCGUCUCCUGGCAGCUACUUUGGCUCGGCUACCUCCAACGACGAGGAUAACUUCUUUGGCCCUGUAUCAGCUGAGUUCAUUAAACCUGGACGAUUAUCUGACUCUGCAGCCUCUGAUGAAAAUCAUGAUGUAACUAUGGAUUCAACGGCCUUUUCUAUGCACUACCGUAGUCUAGCAAUGUCAGAUGGAGGAGAGUUUAAAACUCCAACUGGGGCUCGUUUAGCAUUUGUUGAGAGAACUUCUGGUCAAAUAUCCACCACCACAAGUGGUGAGGAUUUGAUGAUAUUGACCGCUUCCAGAAAGCGAGAUUCUGGUUCUUCUUUACUUGCUCAUACAGUUAAUGGCAGUGGAAAUUCAGAUGACAUGAGUGUUGUGGACGAAAAUCCCCAUAGGUAUGAUUAUGGGGAGCUGCCUCCUGAAUUAGAUGUAUUAUUGGCUGAAGAGGGGAAAGAAGAGGGCAAAGAUGUGGGCGCUAUCUCUCUAACUAGUUACGUUGAGCGUCCAAACUCUAUUAAUUCCUUCAGUGCGGAUGCUGGAUCUGGUUUACAUGAUAUUGGGUUUCAGCAUUUGGAUAUAAACAGUAAAGAUAUAGAUGAUGACCAUGUUUCUGACAUGAAAGAGAUAUCCAAUGGUGCAAUUUCUGCAGUUCAUGUGAAUAUGGACAAUGGAAAUGAUGGUAUUCCUCAUGCUAGUCUUGGUGAGACUACUCAUAAUGCCCGAAUCGGCAUGGAUGACAACCUGUUUCCUGUAAUUCUCUCUGUUGAUCAGACUAAAACUCCGAUCCUUCCGGCAAAUGUCAUGCAAGUUGACAUGGAUGAGGAAGCAAGGAAAAGAGAAGUAGAAGCUAGUGGGAAAUUUCUAUCCCCUCUGUUAAGUUCCCAGUCCAAUUUUAAUCAUGAGCAGCCUAUUGCAGGCUCUAUUUCCUCAUUACUUGCUAAACGUAGAGAGAUAUUUAGGGUCUCACCAAAUAAUAAAUUAGAUCUGAUUGUGUCUGAAAAGGAGUUCUGUAACAAAGGAAGCAAACAUGUCUUGAGUGCAUCAUCUUUUGAGAAAGGUGUUUCUGGACUCAAAAGGCGUGAAGCUUUUUCAUUUGUUUCUGCUUCAAAGGUUGAGGGUAAUGCUUCAAGACUAAUGCCUUCAAAGUCUGUAAUCAUUUCCUCAAUCAGAAAUAAGGUUAACAAAAACGUUUUGAUAAAUAAUUUGGCUGCUCCUGUGGCUUGCUUGGAUAAACAUUUUUCAAAUGUUGCUGAGGAUGGUGGAGGAUGCCAAAAUAUGGAGAAGAUGGGUAGAUAUGAUUUGAGGACCUUGGGAGAUGCACAGUUUGCAACUUUGAACUCUCAGGAUAAAUCUACAAAGUUUACUGGUAUUAGUGUUUCUCCUUUGGUACUUUCAAAAGAAAAAAAAAGAGACCCUUACAUGUCAAAGAGUAACUAUAAGACAGAAACAGUAGAAUCUACAUUAAUUGAUUGCUCUGUGUUGGAAAGCACACACAAUGAUAACAGGGUAACAGGGAUUCUUGAUAAGACUGAUUUUUUUCCUGAGUCCAGCAUGGAAAGGAAGGUAUCAGCCUCUCCACUCUAUCAAGGAAGCGAUUCCAAGAAUGAGAAGCAGCAGGCUGAGUCCGUUUCAAAGCUUGACCAAGAUGUAAGACAUAACAAGGCAGAUGACUUAGUUUCCGGAUCUGAAAAUUCUACUUCUUUACUUAUUGAAAGAAAGGAAGAGGCUAAGAGGUCUUCCUCUAAUGUCAAAAUUUCCGAAAUUGUUUCACAAGAGAUGCAAAAUGAUGAAUCCAUGCUUGGAAAAUCUUUUGGUUACCCUGUGAUCCCCACAUGCUUCCAAGCUGCUUCCAUAGAUAAGGCCUCCGAAUCAUCCAAAGAAGUUAUCACAAGUGCCAAUGUGGAAGCUGGAACCAUUUCUGCAAGGGAACUUGCAAUGGAAAACAUUACUUCUUCAAAUGGAUUGGCUCCAACUUUGGAUAAUAAUCAAAAAGCGCUGCUGAUUCAGGCGUCCAAGAGUCCUAAAGAGCUAUCAUGUAGCCUGUUGCAGAAGAAGCCAUCAAGCUCGACAGAUGAUGCAAAUGCGCAUCUUUUGGUUGGAAACACUGUUUUGUCUCCUAGAUCCUAUCAGGUCAACAGCAAACAUGCUGAAAACGAUCAGCUCUCACUAAAACCAUCUAAUGACAGUGAUAUCUCUUCUAACCUUAAAAGGAAAUUAUUUGAUAAAGCUGAGGAUGGUUAUGAUGAAAUCGCUUCAUUCCAGUGUAAAGAAAGAUUAUGUAAAGUUCAGAAGCACUGUGAGGGAGAUACAAAGAUACCACAUCGCAUUGGAAGUGAUGCAGCAGCAAGAGAUUGGGUGGAUGUUUUUACCAGCUUCAAUGGCAUGACCAAAUUGUUGCCUUCAUCCAUUCAUAAGUUGGAUAUGGCACAGAUCAGGAUCCUGAAUGAUGUUUUGGUCCACCUAGACAAGAGAAAUUUUUUUGAGCUGCUUCAUCGUGACUUCUGCUCUCAGAAAGUACUUGACAAUGCAAGCUUUCCUCAAAUCAAAAGAUUGGCGGACACAAAGUGGCUUCUUCAUAGAUCUCUUUAUGAAAAAGCAAAACUACAGCUAAUGCAUCUAGAGCGAGACAUAUUAUUGGACCGAGUUAGUCAAUUGGAUUCCAGAGUUGAUGAAUUAAAAAUGUUGACAUCAAGCUGUCGAGGUUCUGGUCAAAAAAAUGUUGAAAUAAACCGCUUUCCACCAGGAUAUUGUCCUAUUGAUCUUAACGAAACGAUUUUGGUUGCUGCUGACAUUCCUUCACUGAGGAAGGAAUUGGAGGUGUCUGAAAGAAAAGUAGGGAACUUAAAUAAAUCCUUCCAUGCUUACAGCAAGGUCAUGAAAGAACUAACCUGCACCGAGAUAACUGUGCCUGUCAAGAAUCUUAUCAGGAAGAGGGUGGCUUGUCGAUCACUGCAAUCAGAAUUUCAGCUAUGUCAAGUGGGGAACAUAAAGGCUGUGGAUGGAAAACCAAAUAUUCUUUUCGAGCAUGCUGGCAUAAUGUCCCAGAGGUUCACUGUGAAGAGCAUCUCUACCUAUGGUCUAUUUAUAUCAAAUACAUUGAACAAUGCGAAGAUUUCUAAGAUGUUCCACGGCGUGGAUGCCUGCAGUGCUUUUUCGUUUGUUUUGUCUGGUGAAACUAACCGCGUAUAUUCUGGAUUUCGGACUAUUGCAGAAGAAAUGCAGAAAUGCUCUUCAUCAUUGCAUACUCUGCUUGAUGUUGUUGAAGAAGUUGAGCUAGGGAUGAUUGAGCUUAGAAAUCUCACUGCCAUUAGUUUUUUGCAGACUUCAGCUGGAAAGCUCGAUUUGCAAAUCUGUUUCACUGAUUUCAACAGCGGUGCGAGAGUGGCCGUGACUAUUGAUAUCACUUGUUUGAAGCGGGGAGUUUAUCCUUCAGAGGUCCUUCCGCAUGAGGUGCAAGGAAGGGCCGCUAGAAGAGACAAGUCUUUCGAGUUGCUGUUGGAAAAUAUUAAGAGUGCUCUUUGCGGUGUUAGAUGUGGAUAUAUGAGGAUAUUAAGUAUAUGUCGUUGUAUUUCUAGGACAUUGAAGGUGAUUGUAUAAGUAGGUAGAAAUCUAUUAGCGGAGUAACUCAUGUUGACUUGUAAGUUGUAUAUUUUGUACCUCGAAAAUGUGACGUUAAUGUUGCUUGAAUGCUUCUCUUUGUGGUAAAUUUUCAUGUACAAUGAUAUAUAGUUUGGCUAA
Messenger RNA from Beta vulgaris subsp. vulgaris (sugar beet), 4307 nucleotides. RefSeq lists its product as uncharacterized. The record is from RefSeq and is a predicted model, not a curated record. NCBI's taxonomy places the organism in Eukaryota, Viridiplantae, Streptophyta, Magnoliopsida, Caryophyllales, Amaranthaceae. The transcript has 16 exons. The coding region runs from base 279 to 4166 and encodes 1295 amino acids.